Messenger RNA from Gregarina niphandrodes, 2613 nucleotides. RefSeq lists its product as hypothetical. Lineage: Eukaryota; Apicomplexa; Conoidasida; Eugregarinorida; Gregarinidae. The record is from RefSeq and is a predicted model, not a curated record. Bases 1 to 2613 code for a protein of 870 amino acids. The transcript has a single exon.
AUGAAGCUAUUUUUGUUAGGUGUUAUUGCUUCGGCUGCAGCUGCAUCAGAGGACGAAUCUGGUUAUCAAAUUGUUGACUAUGAAUUCGACGAUGCUACGGAGGACGAAAGGUCCUUGGAAGGGACCGGACUUAUAGCUGAUGUAUCAGGAAUGGACCUUGUGCUGUCAACGGCGAUCAACCAGGCGGUGUCUUCCACCCUGGUCCCUGUUGUAGGACUAGCAGGCGGUUUUGCUAGGAGCGCUGUUGCUUUCUGCGGCAGUUUGUCGGCACUGAAACCAGAUGCGAUGUUGCCUGCCAGUUUCUAUGGUACCGUCCUAUCGGUCAUUCAAGGCUUCGCUGAUCCUGUGACGGGCCGCGUUACCACUCCCGUGUCCAUGGAUGCAUUUUUGGAACGGUUGAGGCUCGCCUUGGCUGAGCAAUCCGUUGUGGAUUUUGACAGCUUCAAGCGCGUCGUGGAUAAUUUGAAAAAGAUUGUGAUCCUGUAUCCUUUCGUUACAACCGGCGCAUACUUGACUUACCUGUCGCAGGUACUGUCAACUAUGCAAGCCGUUUUGGCAGCCACCAGCUUGCCCCAUCCGACUCUGAUGCCGGCGACCAUCCCGCUCGCUCCUCACACGCACAGUCUUGGCACCAUCCCAGGCGCAGUCAUUCCCGCAAUUAAUAUCAGCCCCACCAAUCUGAAUCCACCGAACGUUGGUUUCACCGGAGCGCUUGAUGGCGGAAUUCUCGGACAGCUGGUCCAUGCCAUGGACGCCGUGAAGAAUAACGAACUCUUGGCUCAUUUGGGCGGCGGCUUCCGACCUGAUAUAAUCAUGAACGCUGGCCCCAAACUACUUGGCUUGAAUCAAUUGAAAUCUCCAGUAUUCACCGGGAUUAAUGCUUUGGGUGCUCUCAACGCUAUCAAGGCCAGUGCAACGGGCAGUUUAUUGUCCCCAAUCUUCCAUGAAGAUGUUCAGGAGGAAGAGGCCCAAGGUCAGAAUGCCGAGCCCUCGCCAGAUCUCUGGGGCCCAGUUCCGGUUGAAAUGGGUUCCGAUUCCUUCUGGGACCCCAACUAUCUUGAUGUUGAUAUCUCACGGACUGUCGACUUGGAUAACGCAGGUGGCAGCCACCCCGUUGAUCACGACAUUCACCGCCACACAGUCGUUCGACCGAACAUCGUCAAUGUUGGACCGGCCUACAGCUCCGCUGGUGUGAAGCCAUCAUCGCCGACCGAUCAGCAGCAUACUACUCAAGGAGAGGUGCAGAACACCCAGGGACUGAACACCCAGGGACAGAACACACAGGGGCAACAGUACACCACUCAGGGCCAGCUGCACAAUACUCAGGGCCAACUGCACAACACACAGAGUCAGUUGCACACGACCACUGGAGCCGACCACACGGUGGGCCGGACUUCGCUGUGGAAUCCCGCGACUGGAUUGCACUUGACCUACCCGACCAUUCCAACUUGGCCAACUGUGGCGCCACAGACUGUCGCUGCCACCCCCGCUGCACCCACGACCGCGCCGGUUGUCUCUCUGCCUCCAUUCCACCUGUUGCACAGAUUCCAGAUCAAUCCGAACAACACGGCCUUGGGUCCACUACUUGCGGCAAAGGCCGCUUUUGACAACAAGAUCGGACAGAUCAUGGCACCUAUUGUUGCGAACUAUGCGGACCAGCCAAUAUUGGCAAGUCAUCCGUGGUUCGUUCAGCACAUGCUCGGUCACGCGGUCCCCAAUGAUCAACCCGCUCCCACAGUGAAGCCGUACCCGCCCACUACCACCAAAGAAGUGGUAGCGCCGGUGACUCAAUCUGGACCCAUCAUCACUGCUCCAAACGGCAGCCCGUACCUCCAUCCGUUGUGGGCAGCUUCGCACCCUGGCGGACUUGUGCAUCCUAGUGGUCUUGUGCAUCCAGGGCUUGCGCACCCACUUGCUUCGCAGCUGGCGGUUAAUGGAACGACUGGAUACGUACAUCCUCUGAUUGGUUCGCAUGUCGGAGUGGCGGGUUCCCUUCAUCCACUGGCUGCUCAAAUGGCCACAAACGGAACCUGGGUACAUCCUCUGGCUGCUGCAGCCACGGGCGUCAACGGCUUUGUCCCCCCCGUCCUCAUGCACCCUGUCCAUCCAGCGGUCGCCGCGAUUCAGAGCAACAUUCAGGCGAAUGGCGGCGCGAUUCAUCCUGUGAUGGCAGCCCGCCUUAACAACGGAGUGACGCACCCGUCUUUGCUAAGGGCACAGGCGAUGGCUAACGCACUGCAAUUAAAUGAAGGCGAUGAAACACCCGCAAGUGAAAGUGAGGAAUUUAUUUGGAGUCUUCCUGAUGCAUCCGUUUAUUUUCUUCAGCGGCUUGACCUUAUGAGACCUGCGAGAAUGGCUCCUGCUACCUUCUUGCAGAGGAUCAACAAGACCAUCCAAAGCAUUGAUGCAUCCGGUGCUCUGUCGCUGGUGACGCCGAGGCAGUUCGUCCUUGCAGUCGCCGAGGCGGUUGAAGAAAUUAAAGAAGAACUGAGUGAACAGCAAUUGAUAAAUGUGAGCUUACGCGUGGAUGAGGCAUUGAAGGGACCGUUCCCGCCUUUCCCGAACAUCUUGGGCCACAUCCAUAAUGUCGUAUCAGAGAAGCUCGGAGCUUAA